Molecule: messenger RNA, 934 nt
Organism: Rhagoletis zephyria (snowberry fruit fly)
Lineage: Eukaryota; Metazoa; Arthropoda; Insecta; Diptera; Tephritidae
Product: ubiquitin-protein ligase E3B-like
Biological process (GO): protein polyubiquitination; ubiquitin-dependent protein catabolic process
Molecular function (GO): ubiquitin protein ligase activity
Source: RefSeq, a predicted model, not a curated record
CUUACUUUCAUAUGAACACACAAAUCCGCGAACAGACUCAGGCUUUUAAUCGUGGGUUUCGCAGUAUUGUCAAUCCAGAAUGGUUGUCUUUAUUUUCUCCUCCUGAAUUACAACGUCUCAUCUCUGGCGAUACAGUGCCAUUAGAUCUCCGAGAUCUACGAAAGCAUACACAGUAUUAUGGCGGCUUUCACGAUUCCCAUCGGGUCGUCGGCUGGUUAUGGGACAUCUUAGCCAAAGAUUUCACCGAGGAAGAGCGCAAAUUGUUUCUUAAGUUUGUAACUAGUUGUUCAAAACCUCCACUGCUAGGCUUUGCCAAUCUUGAGCCGCCGUUUUCUAUUCGCUGCGUUGAAGUUGGUGACGACGAGGACACUGGAGACACUAUUGGCAGUGUCAUACGUGGCUUCUUCACCAUACGCAAGAAAGAUCCUCUGAAUCGCUUGCCAACGUCAUCCACCUGCUUCAAUUUAUUGAAAUUGCCAAACUACCAGAAGAAGUCCACACUGCGCGACAAAUUACGCUACGCUGUUAGCAGCAACACAGGAUUUGAGCUAUCCUAAAUCAUUUUUUUUUUAGGCUAAAAUGUUGUGUGCAUCCCAAGACCAAUGAGUGGGGGUUCCCUCUAGAAGUACGAGUAUCAUGUAACAAAGCAUUUUCCAAAGUACCACCAUAAUGGCUGCUGUUUCGAGUUUCUACAUAUCAGCUAGUUUCCGAUUUUAAUACUUGAGACGUGGGCGGUAUCCAUUAAUUUCACUUUCGGGGGCAAACUUAAAUGCUCAACUUUAUAAUCACAUGUUUUUGUUUUAUCGGUCGGCGUUAUUUUUUUUUGCGAUUUUUUUAAGAUUUAUUUUAAGUAAUUUUAUGGAUUUUAGAAAGAAAUAGUUGAGUUUUGUUCACAGUUUGUAAGCUAAUUUUCUCUUUGAUGUCGUGCAUAUGU